This is a messenger RNA of Nezara viridula (southern green stink bug), 873 nucleotides long. Lineage: Eukaryota; Metazoa; Arthropoda; Insecta; Hemiptera; Pentatomidae. The record is from the annotation of a GenBank genome assembly.
AUGGACCCAUCGAUGAGUUUAGGAACUCGCCCGAACUCUCCGAUAGCUGAGAUAAGGCGAUAUCGAGAGGAGCGCUCAGUGACGGAUGUCAUGGCGAAGGGACUGCACCUCUUGCCGGCCGGCAUCGCCUUCUUGGUCCCCGUCUCCUUCCUCAUAACGUACGGCAUUGCUGUGUGGGAACAACAUGUCAAACCGUUCCUGCCUUACGUCAGUUCCACAGGAACGAUGGCUCCAGAGAGUUAUGUCUUCUCUCUGCUCGUCAAUAUUACUGCCUACCUCUUAGGAAUCUGCGUCUACUUGCGGUAUCUAUACGUGAAGAAGUUCGCCAGGUUCAGGAACCCGAGAGGUGUCUGGCUCAACAAGUUCGCUUUGUGGAUUGGAAUUGCUGCCUGCUUAGGGCUUGAUUUGGUCGCCAACUUCCAAGUCUCUGCUUUUUCUAUUCCUCAUUACAUCGGUGCUUUUCUCUGUUUUAUAGGAGGAACAAUCUACUUCUACCUACAGACUGCUGUUUCCUACAAAAUGAUGGAGGUUAUUGAAAUGCCACACUUGCAUGUCCUCAGGACUUGGCUGUCUGUUCUGUCGUUUCUCCUCAUCGUAGUUGUUGUUGCAUGUGGCGUUGCUGCUAAAAUGAUGUUUCCAGGUAAGGGAAGUGAAGAACGCCAGUGGUUGCCAAAAGACAGAGGUUAUAUUCCACAUAUCCUUAGUGCCGCUGGCGAAUGGUUCCUGGUCCUUGCUCAUGGAGCGCUUCUACUUACCUUCUUGCCAAGUUUCAGUUGUAUCACGAUCAAGGCACCCGUUGUUGUAAUUGAAGGCAUUACGGAAUCUUAUUCGGAACCAAUACAUAUUAUUUCAGCUGGGAAUCCAUACCGAUGA